This is a messenger RNA of Lecanosticta acicola, 927 nucleotides long. Lineage: Eukaryota; Fungi; Ascomycota; Dothideomycetes; Mycosphaerellales; Mycosphaerellaceae. The record is from the annotation of a GenBank genome assembly.
AUGAACAGCACCAGCACCAGCACCAGCACCGGCACCGGCACAGGCACAGGCACAGGCACAGGCACAGCAACGGCAUGCUCGCCACGUUCUCCAGCAAAACACCGACCAGCCACGCUCACUCUGCGCAGCAGCUUUGGCUGCACCCAAAUCACCACUGCAGAUCUGAAGCAGCGAAUAUGUGACGCUCGCACAGCCAAUCCCAUUACGCUCACACAGGUGCCACUCGACAAUCGCGAGCCCUUGCCGCCGACCCCGACCACUCCAUUCACCAUGGGGAACAAGCCCUCCAGCGUCUCCGCCAGUCCCGUGCCCGACGACAAGUCGGCGCGCAGCGGCAUGCGUCGCGACGCGAGGAUGCCCAUGUCCCGCAAGAGCUCCUUCAACCUCUUCAAGCGCAUCGACAGCAAGACCCCUCUUCCCCGGGAUGUCACCGCGAGCGUCAUGUCCAUCCUGCACCGCGACGGCCACAAGAAGGGCGACAGCUACGCAACCGAGGACGACGGCCGAGUGAGCGUUCCAACAGACCCCUUUUUCGACCAACAUGACUACGACGGCGGCAGCCGGUAUCCCGAUAUGUGUCCCAAGCUCCAUUCUGCUUCCACCAUGACCGUGACCGAAGACAGAGCUGCAAUGCCCCUCAGCGCGGCCACGACCAUCCGCGACUGCAAAUCGACAGAUCUGCCAGAUUCGCAGACCGAUGGUGCUGGCGAUCUCGUGGACGUACCUCCUCCCGCACACGACGAUGGUGAUCUUCUCUCGCCCGUCUCACCAACGCUGCCUGCACCUUCGCCGCUUCCAGAAGACAGUCCGCACAAGUACGGACUGAGAGAUAAGAUCGAUACGCCAGAAGUGCCUGAGGUGCCUGAGAACAUCAAUGUCGCCAAGAUGAGGCGCAAGAGUAGUGCGCUGGAGCUCUUCAAUGUGUGA